Messenger RNA from Penaeus monodon (black tiger shrimp), 521 nucleotides. Its product is annotated as single insulin-like growth factor-binding domain protein-1. The coding region runs from base 91 to 345 and encodes 84 amino acids. Gene Ontology annotation, cellular component: extracellular region. The transcript is spliced from 4 exons. NCBI's taxonomy places the organism in Eukaryota, Metazoa, Arthropoda, Malacostraca, Decapoda, Penaeidae. The record is from RefSeq and is a predicted model, not a curated record.
AAGAAAAAAAAAAAAAACUGGAAUAAGUACCAUGAGGCGGCGAGGAAGCCAAGCCAGUCGUGCAUCAGCCGCCGUACAGACACCACCACCAUGCGCGCCUCUCUCGUCCUCCUCGCCGGCGUCGUCCUCCUCGCCCUCCUGUGCGGGACCGAGGCUCACAAGUGCGAGGAUUGCAGCACCGUCUCCUGUCCGAGCACAGCCGACUGCACCCACGGCACCCAGCGUGAACACUGCAACUGCUGCGAUGUCUGCUUGAGGGCUGCCGGCGAGAAAUGUGACGGUCACGAGCAUAUGGACGGCAUUUGCAUUGAGCCUCUGAAAUGCAAGAAAAACAUUUGUACAUAAAACUUCUACGCUCUUGAUCUUUCUGUACAGUUAAAAGAAUGAUGAAAAAGGAGUCGAAAUAUUUCAGUGCUGUAUCCUACUUUUCAACAUCUCAGUGGAGAAUUAAAUGCCUUGUUGUGAUAAGCAAGAUGGAAAAAGUACUGUACAAUGAAAUACAAGAAUUACAUAAAUGGCAA